Messenger RNA from Miscanthus lutarioriparius, 1371 nucleotides. The record is from the annotation of a GenBank genome assembly. Lineage: Eukaryota; Viridiplantae; Streptophyta; Magnoliopsida; Poales; Poaceae.
AUGGCCCCCAAGCCGCCUACUCGAACGCCCUACGCGGCCAUCGUCUCGGCCUCCUCCUCCUCAUACGAGGAAGACACCUCCCCCUCCUCUGGCGACGAACACGAGGCAGAGCAGCGCCUCACCACAAACCGUUCAAUCCUGGCGCCGGUGCGCCAAGAAGGCGACAGUUCCGAGGGUGAUGAUGAGGAGGACGACAGCGAAGACGAAGACGAGCCGGCCGGAUUGUCCAAUGUGACCGCCAAGCGGGGCCCACCCCCGCCGCCGCGUCUCCAAGGUCUGCCGGAGCCACACACGCCGCCCGAGGGGAAUGUGCCUUCUCCCAAGCUCACCAAGCCGUCCCCAAUGAAACGGACGGCGGCCGAGGCCGAGCUUGCCGAGCCGUCCCCGUCGAAGAAGAAGGCUCCAGCGGAUGCCCCCUCCAAGUCGCCACCGCCGGAGAAGCCUGCAGCCUCCGGGGAGGACCACCACACCAAGUCCUCAUCCGAGGAGGACUCCUCCUCCUCCUCCGGCGACGAACACGAGGCGGAGCAGCGCCCCACCACAAACCGUUCAAUCCUGGCGCCGGCAGGCCAAGAAGGCGACAGCUAUGAGAGUGAUGACGAGGAGGAGGAGGACGACGAAGACGAAGGCGAGCCAGUCGGAUCGUCCAAUGUGGCCGCCAAGAGGGGCCCACCCCCGCCGCCGCAACUCCAAGGUGUGCCGGAGCCACAGACCCCACCCGAGGGGAAUGUGCCUUCACCUAAGCUCACCAAACCGUCCCCAAUGAAGCGGACGGUGGCCGCGGCCGAACUCGCUGAGCCGUCCCCGUCGAAGAAGAAGGCUCCAGCGGAUGUCCCCUCCAAGUCGCCACCGCCAGAGAAGCCUGCAGCCGCCGGGGAGGACCACCACACCGAGUCGCCGCAUAUGGCAACGCCAGCGAAGGAGGUCGCCGAGUUGCCGGAGAAGGCAGUGGCAGCUAAGAAGGCCGCUAAGUUGCCGGGGAAGGCAGUGGCGGCCAAGAAGGUCGCCAAGCCGCGUCCACUGAAGAAGGCUGCGGCUUCUGCGGCCGGGAAGAAGGUCGCCAAGCAGCCCCCGGCUUCUAAGGCUGUGGCCAGGCAAGGAGCUAGGAAGGAGGUUGCUUCCAAUGCAGAGAAGCAUUUGCAGGAGAAGAGUGAGACCUAUUGGUACCUCGCGCAGGCUGUGAAGGCUCUGGAGAGAGAACACAAAACUCCAGGCAUGUACAAUGCCGCAUUCCUCAAUAUUGCUGAUGGCAAGGCCGCCUUGCUCAACGCCAAGAUCAAGAAGCAAAGGAUGGCUGAUGCCAAAUUGUUUCUCAAGAGAUGUGACAUCAAGAGAGAGGUCAUCAAGACUCUGUCCGACUUGAUCAAGUGA